AUGCUGAAAAUCUUCAAGCGACACGUCUCUAAGGAGCAUAAAGGGGACGGCGGCCCGUCGGUGGCGUCUCCAACGGUCACCUCUCCGUCCAUCUCUUCGCCCUCUGUGUCGUCCGAGAGCCUGACCUUCAACAGCCUCAAAAGCGAAACGCACGUGACGGGGUCCGACUCCGCAGCGCAUUUGCCGCUCAAUCUGCCCGCUUGCGAAUGGGUUCUCCCCCACUUUGGAUCGUCUGCUAGUGCGUCGGACAAUUCGUCCUUCAGCUGGUCGCCCCAAAGCUCGCCUGUACAGCAGUCCCCCUCUGCAGUGCAGGACAAUGGCUUUGCAGGAGGUACAGCGCAACCUAAAAAUAGGUCGUGGUCCCCAAACCUUAUUUCGCAAGAGGAAAGGGAAAAGCACAAGCACAACCAGAUGCAUUUGACACCACUUACCACCUCCACACCAUCACCACACCACCCAGCACACCUGGGAAAUUAUCCCGCACGACGACAGUCUCUCGAUCCGACAAAGCUGACCAAGACCUCAAAGGCCUCAAAGACCCUGACCCGCGAAAACAUGGACCCCCACGAGCUCGAGGACUCCUUUGGAGACCACAGUGACGACUCCAUUCAGCCCAGCCCACAAAUCCAGCAGUCCGGCUUCAACACAAACUCCGCGGCGUCGUCGUACACCAUGCCCACGGAACACACAUCGCCCGAGCCGCCUCUGCAAAAGGCUGGCUCCUCCCCUCCUGCCGAGCAGAUUCUCGGUAAGGCUGCAUCCAAAAAGGACACGUUCAAAAAGUUCUUCAAGGGCCCCUACGACUCUCUGUCAGGAGAGCAGACCGAGGGCACGCUCAAGUACAACAAGCAGGGUGAGGACGAGGAGUACACCGAGGCGCUGACGCGGGAGCUUCACGACGACGGCUACGACUACCAGUACAACUACGGCGACCCCUACGGCGAGUCUGAGGAUCCAUACCGAAACGACUCCGUGUCCUCUUUCCAGUUUGGAGACGACAGUUUGAACACAAGCACGGACGCAACAACAGCACAGCAGCACCCACAGACACAGAGCCAGACUCCACACGACCAGUCGGACGCUCCCCACACAAUCCGAGCCACCAACAGACGCUCCGUGACGGGCGGAGGUGUUGCGACUGUGGUGCCGUCCACCGAGGACAUUACGCGCGGCAUGGCCAAGAACGGCAAAUACCAGCAGCGCCUGGAGGAUGACGCUGCCAUUCGGCAGCAGGAGUACGAAGACACCUUCCGUGUCACUGCCCAGGACGACCGAACGUCUUCUGCGUGGGCUGGAGAAGACGCCGCACACAGACCGCUGACGAACCCUCUGUCUCCUGGCCGCACCACUCCCGGUCAGUCCACUCCAGGGUAUCUCCUUUCGCCUGGCCAGGUUACCAACGUCAUGUCGCCAGACAAGUCUCCCAACAAGUUCGCCAAUCCUCCUCCCAACGCCUACAAGCUCAACCUUAGUGGUGUCUCUGAUCUAGAGGCGUACAACCAAAAGCUUGCGCAAGAGCUCGACUUUGACAAGUACUGCAAGAAGGACGCCAGUCCACGUGGCCCCGGACCAGCCGCCACGCCUCCUGCAGGUCGGGUGGUGACUAAGGCGCAGUACGAAAACUACCGACGUGCGUCCGUGGAUCUGAAUGCCAUGAACACAGACGGACCUGGCUCCGGUGGCGAGAACGGCGACAACUCGGACGACGACUACGCGUACGACGACGACGAGAAGCUGGAGAAUGCUAAGAUGCGGGCCAAGCAACAGGCCCACCUUGCUGUGUACCGACAGAAGAUGAUGAAGGUGACGGGAGCUUCAUCCACGCCGGCCUUCAAGACUCCUCCCAUGUCCGGAGGCCACAGUUUUGGCGGCUCUGACUCCGAGGAUGACCUCGACGACGUGCCUCUGGGAAUCCUGCAGGCCCACGGCUUCCCGCGCGACUCUCAGCGACUCAAAACCAUGUCGUCAGACACCAAUCUGUCUUCACACAUUGAGCUGGCGGCGUCGCCCAUGAUGUACUCCAAGAGCGCAUCCACGUCGCCCAUGUUCAAGCCUCGGGACUCGGACACUAUGUCUGUCAACUCGGCGUCUUCCCGUAACAUGCCCUUUGGCCGAUCGCGCCUCAGCGGCGUGCCCCAUCCUCUGCUGUCCGGACCCCAGCCCAACCGGGGUCUGGUGGCCGAAAUUGCGCGUGAGGAGAAGGAGAAGAUCAAGAGAAAGAGUGGCAUGCCCUCUGCCAUGUCUAUGGGUGGCAUGCGGGGCUACGCUGGUUCGUUGAACGAUAGUAGUAGUAUCUACGAAGCCCCUCCUCCUGGCGGUCUGCAGGCCCAGAUGGCCCAGCUCAUGCAGAUGCAAAUGCAGAUGCAAAUGACCUUGCAGCAGCAGAUGCAGGGCGGUGGAGUACCUGGCGGAUUCCCUGGCGGAGGGCUUGCUGGCCCUCCCUCUUCGGCUGGAGCUACCACUGCUCCCCCCUCGAUCCAUGGGCUCAAGCACAGAUGGAGCACUAACGAUUUGUCAACACCCAAUCCUCGGUUUGCUAGCGACAACACCUCCAUUGCCUCUGGAGGCUCCGGCAUGAGUAACCGAAGCCGGUACAGACCUGGUUUCAACGUGCGGGCCUUCAACCGGUCGGCCACCGUACCUGAGUUGGGUCAGCAACAGCGACGCGUCAUGUCGCAGACCCACAUGCCCGUGUACACGGAGGAUGACGAUGACGACGACGACGACGAUGGAUGGAAGGAGAUGGCCGAGCAGCGACGGGUGCUGCGAGACCAGUGGAGAGAGCGAGGUGCUGUUGCGAUUUAG
Yarrowia lipolytica CLIB122 is the source of this 2805-nucleotide messenger RNA. RefSeq lists its product as uncharacterized. The record is from RefSeq and is a predicted model, not a curated record. Lineage: Eukaryota; Fungi; Ascomycota; Dipodascomycetes; Dipodascales.